Sphaerodactylus townsendi is the source of this 1011-nucleotide messenger RNA. Its product is annotated as olfactory receptor 51G2-like. NCBI's taxonomy places the organism in Eukaryota, Metazoa, Chordata, Lepidosauria, Squamata, Sphaerodactylidae. The transcript has a single exon. Gene Ontology annotation, cellular component: membrane. Gene Ontology annotation, molecular function: olfactory receptor activity; G protein-coupled receptor activity. The record is from RefSeq and is a predicted model, not a curated record. Gene Ontology annotation, biological process: G protein-coupled receptor signaling pathway. Bases 1 to 1011 code for a protein of 336 amino acids.
AUGGAGCCUCCCCAGGAGGGCGCAGUGGUGACCAACCUUUCUUUCUACCAGCCUUCAGUUCUCCUCAUGAUCGGAAUUCCCGGAAUGGGCCGGCUCCACCACAGGUUGCUCUCCAUCCUCUUCUGCUCGUUUUACCUGGUUGCUUUCUCGGGCAACUGCACCAUCCUCUUCAUCAUCAAGAGGACGUCGAGCCUCCGUGAGCCGAUGCACCACUUCCUGUCCAUGCUGGCCGUUGUGGAUCUGGCCAUGGCCAUGUGCACCCUCCCCACGACCCUGGGCAUCUUCUGGUUUGACAUCCGGGCCAUCGGAUUCGAUGCCUGCCUCGCCCAGAUGUAUUUCAUCCACAUCUUCUCCGUGCUGGAGUCCUCUGUGCUGUUGGCCAUGGCCUUCGACCGCUUUGUCGCCAUCUCGCGGCCGCUGAGGUACAAAGCCAUCCUGACCAGGGCCACCGUCGUCAAGAUCGGCCUGGCCAUGUUGGUCAGAGCAGCCGUCUCCCUCCUGCCGAUCCCGUUCUUACUCAAGAGGCUGUCGUACUGCCCCAACAACCGCCUCUCUCACUCCUUUUGCGUCCACCCAGAUGUGAUGAAGUUGGCCUGUGCAGAAGACAUCACUGUGAACGUCCUGUACGGCUUAGUGGUCAUCUUCUCUACGGUGGGCAUUGAUUUCAUCUUCAUUGUGCUCUCUUACGCCCUGAUUGUCAGGACCAUUGCGAGCCUGGGGGUCAAAGGAAAGUGUUGGAAGACGCUGAACACCUGCGUCUCCCACAUCUCGGUCGUAUUCAUUUUCUUCAUCCCCAUGAUCGCCCUGUCCAUCAUUCACCGAUUUGGCAAGAAUGCCCCACCUAUUGUGAGCACUGUGGUUGCCGACGUCUACCUCAUCGUGCCCCCUGCUUUGAAUCCCAUCAUAUAUAGUAUCAAAUCCAAGCCAAUUCGGAAAGCUAUCUGGAGAACGCUGUUUUGGAAGAUAGAUAUGAUCAGAAACAGGGAUAGUAUUUCUCUCCAGGAAGUCUGA